CCGGUCUCUUCCCGCGCAUCCCCGUCGUCAUCUGCGCUUGCUCCGUUUAUGCGCGUGCCAUGCAUUUGUUUGUUUACCCGCAUGCUCAUCUGAGGGGAGAGAAUCACCGAGGAGUCAAUACCGCGACGCCGCUGAGGAAUCAAAUUAAUAUUCAUAUUCCAUCAGCCGCUGAAUGUGGUCGUCCGAUUCUUCAGAUUCGAAUAAUGUUGUAUCUUCGUGUGAGACGAACGAAACCGCAAGCUCGAAGACCACUUUUAGCGAUGAAUAUCACAAAUACUAUCCUCGUGUACUUAUUGUCGUAAGAAAUUCAUGCGACUACGGAGGAAGACCGAAUAUGGAAGAAGACCGUUUAUUUUUCGCUGAAACGCCAAUUGCUAGAUCAACUCCGAAAGUUUCGCGUUUCAAUAAUCCGCGACAAAGUAGCUUAUCAGCGUGGACUUUUGAUUUCGCAAAAGGAGAAAACGAUGCCCGGCUUGGAGCGGCUUAAUCGCUGCGGCCGUCUGAUCGAGGGGGCACGACGGGAUUUCCUGAAAUAUUAUCUGAAAAAAUGUCCGACCCUAUUUCACAUCUGCUACGAUCCGAUAGGCACCCAUCGGAAAGCGAGGGCCUUCAUCGGAUUUCUCUUCGGAUUUGUCGCAGCUGUCGUGUUGUACGAGGGCAUAAUCGUCGAUCUACGAUUUGACACGUAUACCAGUAUCUCUCUGGGAGCCAUCCUUGUCGCGAUGCUAUCGAUAGGAUGCGCAUCAUCGAUACAGGUGAGAUGCAUCUGUCUUUUGACAAUACCGACCUUCCUCGGCCGAUCCGGACGCAACGUUUUGAGGGCUCUCGUUCUGGGAUACGUAAUAGCGGGACCGAUAUUCAAUUUAACGUACAAUGGAAAGGAGGUGGUGAGAACUUUUGCUUGCACGAUGCAAUUGACGUACAAUCUCACCCAGACGCGCUUCGAUCUUAUGUUCAAGCCGUUUCAGCAGGCGGUGCUCGCCAUGAAAGCGGAUGCGAGCGAGCUGAAGGAUACUUUAUCCUCGGUGAGAGAUCUGAUGAGUCCGAUAGUCGAGGAAAUCGAAGGCGAGGAGGAGAUGCGGAGGCUGAAAGAGGAGAACGACUAUUUGGACGAGCUCCAGGACGAUACGAGGAGAAGCGACGAGAUCGAGGAGAAACAUGAGAAAGAGAUCGCGAACGCGAAGUCCGAGGCGGAUGUUUACGAGGCGAAGUACAAGAGGAAGAUUGAGGCGCGCUGCGAGGAGCAGCUUAGCCGCGGCGCCGAGCGGUGCAGAGAUAUGUUUGGUAACGCUUACGACAAGUGUUACGAUACGGUGACGGUCUUUGCGGCCUGGCUGCUCUGCUGGCCGAUGAAGCUCACCUUCGUGUGCAAUCUGGUGCAGGCCCUCGGUGGUUCCAACAUCUGCGAUCCCGAAGGGAAAGUGGACGCCGGUGUCGGCGAGGGUUACGUCGCUUUAAAAAGGGCCAGGGAUUCGUUCAGCAAAAGUCUCAAGGACGCGAAACUACAGUAUAAAGUGAAGAAGAUGCCGGUGAUUCUCGACCUUCACGACGCCACAGAUGCUGCUAAGGCGGUGAUGCACGAAUUCAACGCACGCAGAAAAGUCUUUGAGUCAGUGAUGAUGAUUAUCAAAAGAUGCCUGUCCUUUGUUUUCCUGAGAAUCAUUGUAAGUGCUCAGACGUAUCACGAGAAAUACCUGAGCGAGAUCGAGCAUGAUAACGUGUACGUUACUCCGUACUUCCGAAAGAUCGACGCGAGACGGAAGGCUCGCGGUAGUCUGACUUUGCUGCCGCUAAAGAAGAUCGAGAGAUCGAAAUUCGUGGAUCCGUAUAGCCUGCGGCCGAGCAAAGUCGAGCGAGUGCAUCUGACCGGGCAAACGGUGAAGUUGAUCCUCGAGAUAAUCAGCGUGACGACGUUUGUACUGAUGGACAGACUCUUCUUUGAAGCGCUCGAUUUGGUCAGAAGACACUCCUACAUGGAAUAUACGCAGGCGGGUCAUCAUGACCUGGCCUUGGAGAUUCGCGGAAUCGGAGUGAUAGCCUCUCUUAUACGUAGCGUCAUCCGCGGAUUCAACGUGAAGAGACGAAUUAAGACCGUGGUGACCAACAGCGCGUGCUUACCGAGAGCCAGCAGAGUACCGAAUUACAUGAUCCUCAAGAUAUACUUGAUCUACCUCGCCAUUUGGAUGUUGCUGUUCACCGCCGCUUACACCCAGCGAUUGCGUCGCGUGAUCUGCUCGUUCUUCUACAGGAAGCGCGAGAAGAGACGUGUGCUGUAUCUCUACAACGAAAGCCUGAGGCGCAGACUCGGGCACGUCAGAUUCAUGCGAGCCAGGAUCAAGACUCUGGUCAGGACUCGUCGGCUGGAGUACGACAUGGACCCGUGGGUCGCCCUGAGGCAGCGCUGGCCGGCGCUCUGCGGCUGGUUGGUGAUCUUCGCCUGGGCUCGUCACAAGUGCCUCGUCUGCGGCGAAGUGGAACCGCGGAGAGGUCCUCAGUUCCGCAGAUGCACGACGCCCGGAUGUCCCUUCGUCCACUGUCCCGAGUGUUGGGACGAUAUCGGCAGGAUUUGCUACGCCUGCACGGACAUCGGCGAGACAGACGACGACACGGACGAAUUUGACAUACUCGCAAUAGGAUAAAAGGG
Molecule: messenger RNA, 2644 nt
Organism: Wasmannia auropunctata (little fire ant)
Lineage: Eukaryota; Metazoa; Arthropoda; Insecta; Hymenoptera; Formicidae
Product: DC-STAMP domain-containing protein 1-like
Exons: 10
Coding region: 465-2639 (724 amino acids)
Cellular component (GO): membrane
Source: RefSeq, a predicted model, not a curated record